Messenger RNA from Moneuplotes crassus, 518 nucleotides. The record is from the annotation of a GenBank genome assembly. Lineage: Eukaryota; Ciliophora; Spirotrichea; Euplotida; Euplotidae.
AGUUGAUGCCGAAUGCAUUUCACAGCACGAGUCUACACCCUCUUGCACAUCAAGUAGACUUCCAGUCCAUGAAUCAAAGUUUAGGAGCCAAUCGGUUCGACCUCAUGAAGACUUGUCAGACAUCUGAGCACACCUGAUUAUCAAUUAGAAGGUGCUAAGUAACGAAAGAAGCUCUCUGACUAUUUUAGUAUAAGCUCUGGAAUGUAGGAGCUUUUUGUUCAAUUUUUGGCUAGUUUCUUUUGAUCUAGAAACUCUUGAGAUAUUCAGAACAUGUUUUAACAUAAGUGGAGAGUAAUCUCAGAAGAAAUCAGCACCACAGAGUCCCUUUAAGUAUUAUUUUCAGACCGUACUCUAAUGAAAAUGUUCGAUAAAAUUCGUUUCUUGCAUCUUAUCGUGCUGGGAUUUCUCUCAGAGAAUUUUCUAUCUGGCAUCUCUGGGUUAGCAAUUUGUAAGACAAUGCAGAUGCUUGACUUCCUAAAACUGUUUAAGUUAGGAAUAUUGAUUUCUCAAUGAGAAUA